AUGGAGACCGUAAUGCUGCUAAUUAUGUUGAUUCUUACAGUGGCAAUGGUAUCGUGCAGCAGGCACGUAAUAGCCAAGCCGCGCUGCCCUAACUGCGGCAGCACUCCGGUGCCAUACCCACUUAGCACAGACCCAGGCUGCGGUGACCCACUCUACAGGGUUAGCUGCAAAGCAGGCAAAUUGUGGUUAGAUGCCCUAAAUGAAUCCUCCUACCUCAUCGCAUCCACCAAUCCUUUAACUCAACGGCUAAUCUCGGUUAUCCAACUAUAUACAGCUCGGAAUUGUUCCUCAACUAGCAGAUGCCAUGACUACAUCAGAGAAAACGCAAUAGCCAAAGCUUCCUGUGGGAUCACAACCACAUGUUGUUGGUUUACGACUGGUGGAUCUGCCAAUGAAUUCUCUGUUAGGAUUCGUGAGGACAGGUGUUCAGCGUACCAAAGUUUUGUGAAUUUGGAUUUGGCGUCGCCAGUGAGCAAGUGGCCGGAGCCUGGAUUGGAGGUGGAGUGGUUGUUGCCUCGGGAACCUGAUCCAAUCAGUGCUGGAAAGAAAAGAUGCUAUUGCCGUGCUGGGUUCCGUUGGGAUCCCAUCAAUGGAGUAUGUCUAGUGGGUCAGAAGUGUCAAAAGGGAGGGUCUUGCCAUCGACACAAGAGAAAAACCCCACUAAUUGCUGCCCUUUCUGCGGGUGCAAUGCUUCUUGGAAUCUCAUUUACUGUUUUAGUAUACAAAAACAAUCGACGAAGAAGAGGAGAAUUAGCCAAAGUAUGUUUAAGUAAUGUAAGGGAAAGAAUUAUAAACGUCAGCAGCAAUGGAUUGACAUGCAAAGAGAUAACAAAAGCGACAAACAACUUCUCCAGAGACAAUCUCCUCGGUUCAGGAGGAUUUGGUGAGGUCUUCAAGGGAAUUCUUUAUGAUGGAACCAUCAUAGCCAUCAAGCGUGCCAAGGCUGGAAACACAAAGGGGAUUGAUCAAAUAAUGAACGAGGUUCGAAUUCUAUUGCAAGUCAAACAUCGGUGCCUAGUAAAACUUCUGGGUUGUUGUGUUGAGCUGGAGCAGCCUCUCUUGGUUUUCGAGUACAUCUCUAAUGGAACCCUAUUUGAUCAUCUCCAUAAUACUGGAUGUUUCGGCGAAAAAACCCCAUUAACUUGGCAUCGCAGGCUUGUCAUUGCCCAUCAAACAGCAGAGGGUAUUGCAUAUCUCCACUCCUCCGCCGCACCACCCAUUUAUCACCGUGAUAUUAAAUCUAGCAACAUUUUGCUAGACGAUGAUCUCAACGCCAAAGUUUCUGAUUUUGGGCUUUCCAGGCUAGCUGUGAGCGAUACAAGUCACAUUUCAACUUGUGCACAAGGAACCUUGGGCCAUCUUGAUCCUGAGUAUUACCUCAAUUUUCAGUUAACUGAUAAGAGUGAUGUUUACAGUUUCAGAGUUGUGUUAUUAGAGCUUCUGACUUCUAAAACCAUUGAUUUUAACAGACUAGACGAUGAUGUGAACUUGGUGGUUUAUGGUAGGAAGAUUUUGAAAGAAGAGAGAUUAUUGGAUGCCAUUGAUCCCGUGCUUAAAGAAUGAGCUAGUAUGUUGGAGUUGGAGACAAUGAAGGCUUUGGGAUCUCUAGCAGCAGCUUGCUUGGAUGAGAAGAGGCAGAAUUGGCCUUCAAUGAAAGAAGCUGCUGAUGAGAUUGAGUAUAUUAUUAGUCUUCUUGCAGCCGAUAAGGUUUCGUAUAAACUCAACUAG
Messenger RNA from Manihot esculenta (cassava), 1728 nucleotides. Its product is annotated as wall-associated receptor kinase-like 20. Gene Ontology annotation, molecular function: ATP binding; protein serine/threonine kinase activity. The record is from RefSeq and is a predicted model, not a curated record. Gene Ontology annotation, cellular component: plasma membrane. Lineage: Eukaryota; Viridiplantae; Streptophyta; Magnoliopsida; Malpighiales; Euphorbiaceae. Gene Ontology annotation, biological process: protein phosphorylation; cell surface receptor signaling pathway.